CAAGACUACUCUUCCCGACAUUAUUAGAUAACAUUACUGCUUUAACAUUUCACAAAUAUUAGCAGGAUUUUCUUAACAGCAAUUUUCAGAAGGCACUUCAAUACAAAUAUAGCAAGUUAUUAUCUGUGUGUCCCUCAACUCUUACCUUGGAUUCCAUUCUCUGACUGCCUAAACACUCUAUUGAAUAUAGUAGUCUUUUAAGAUGGUGCUUAGGAUGACUAUAUGAUGGGAAACUCAAACUUUGUUUAUGACAACAGCACAGCAAGUUCAUUAAAGCCUAUCUCAUACAUUGCCUCUAUGUACAAUCCAGUCUACAUGUUUUUGCAACUAUUGCUCAUUCUAUUUCAUAUUAUCCUCAACAUAUCACCUAAGCGACUUUUUAAAUCAUUUUCUAGGCGAGUAUACUGGAAAACUCAUUGGGUUCUUCUCCAGCAAACCUUACAACUUAUUGGCUUGAUACAAUGCAGUAUACCUUUCGAGCCCCAAUCAUUACUGCUAACAUCAUUUAUGAAUUCCUCUUUCAUUCAUUGAGUUCAAACACACACACACACACACACACAUUGGAUGUAAUAUGCACACUCCCUUCCUAUCCUUUU
Molecule: messenger RNA, 596 nt
Organism: Cokeromyces recurvatus
Lineage: Eukaryota; Fungi; Mucoromycota; Mucoromycetes; Mucorales; Mucoraceae
Exons: 1
Coding region: 223-531 (102 amino acids)
Source: RefSeq, a predicted model, not a curated record